GCGGGAGGCGGAGCGAAGCAGACCGGGAGGGAGCGACCGACCGGGGCCGCUGCCGCCGCCAUGAACCCCGAGUAUGAUUACCUGUUUAAGCUCCUCUUGAUUGGUGAUUCAGGCGUUGGGAAAUCCUGCCUGCUCCUACGGUUUGCUGAUGACACUUAUACCGAGAGCUACAUCAGCACCAUUGGGGUGGACUUCAAGAUCCGUACCAUUGAGCUGGAUGGCAAAACCAUCAAGCUUCAGAUUUGGGACACAGCAGGUCAGGAGCGCUUCCGAACCAUCACAUCCAGCUAUUACCGAGGGGCCCAUGGCAUCAUCGUGGUAUACGACGUCACUGACCAGGAAUCCUAUGCUAACGUCAAACAGUGGCUGGAAGAGAUCAACAGAUAUGCCAGUGAGAACGUCAAUAAGUUGCUGGUGGGCAACAAAAGCGACCUCACCACCAAGAAGGUAGUGGACAACCCCACUGCCAAGGAGUUUGCCGACUCUCUGGGCAUCCCCUUUCUGGAGACGAGCGCGAAGAAUGCCACGAAUGUGGAGCAGGCCUUCAUGACCAUGGCAGCGGAAAUCAAGAAGCGGAUGGGGCCUGGGGCCGCCUCAGGGGGCGAGAGGCCCAACCUCAAGAUCGACAGCAGCCCAGUGAAACCGGCCAGUGGAGGCUGCUGCUAGGUGGCAGCUGGGCCGCCCUGGGGCCUCCUCUUCUCAGAUGAUGCCCCUGAGGCAGAAUGAGGCCCUGGCCAGGCCCUUCUGCCCACAGCUGCUGCGCCUGCCACCACCGCUGCAGCCACCACCACCACCACCACCACCAUCACCACCAUGGGGCAUUUGAUUCUGUGGCUUGUGGGGAGUGAAUUCUCACCCACUCCCAACCCCCCAAACCCCUUCCCAAAGCUCUUGGUAGAUCUGUGCUGCCGGCAGGGGCACCUGUCCCAGCCCCUGUCCUUUCCCUGCGGGGAAGAGGAUUCUGCCUUGUUCCCAGCCUCCCCUCAGAGCUGCAGUGAGUCCUGGGGAGCCAGCCUCCAAUUCCCAGCCCCUGCACCCCAGGAGCAGGGAGCCUUCCGUGUCUCGUUGUCAGAGAUCCGGACCCAAGGCCCAGACUGUGGGGGACCAGGGGCCUAGGGAGGAUGGGCCAGCCUCAGGAGGGAGCAGCCCCAUCGUCUGCCAGCUUCGCCUUCUCCCUGCCCGCACCCCCCCACACACCUCUGCCAACCCCUCCUGGCCUGAGCUUUGAGCUCCAUCCGUCCAGAAUGCCUUGGGGAGGGGGCUCCUGGAGGCUUGCACCAAACCUGAGUGGGUGGGUGGCCGCGGGCAGCUCCCUCUGCCCCUGGCUGCUUUGGCACCUUCCCCCUUCUCUGCCCCAGGAGGCUGUGGAGGUGGAAGGAGGCCCGGAUAGGGGCAGCUCAGGAGCCCGGCUCCCCGUGACCAAACAAGACUCGUUCCCCCCCAUGGCGGCAGCAGGGCCGGCCACCCUUGGCACUUGCCUUGGGCCGGGACAGCCCCCCUUCUCUCUUGCCUUGGCCCCCUCCCGUUCUCCUUUGUCGUGGCCCAUUCCCCAGCCUGCUUGAGUGCUUCUCCGGGGUGGAGGGGGGUGGCCCCUCCCCCAGGGGCUCCUUCAGUCUAGUCUAGCCAUCGGCCACCCCCCUUGUCCAGUGGUCCCCUGGUCAGUGCCACAUAGGCGCGCACGCGCGUGCUCUUGCUUGUAUUGAAGCUGCAGGGUGGGGACCCGGGCGGGCAGCCCCCCUCCCCGUGUGUGCCCCCCUUCCUUUUCAGUCACAUCUUGUCCAGCCUUUCGCUAGGAGAAGCCACUUGGGGGGAGGAACAGGGACAAAAAUAAGCCUCAAUAAAUCUCCAGUGGCCUCGGGAGAGCCCCCGAGGGGUUUUGCAAGGAA
Gracilinanus agilis (Agile Gracile Mouse Opossum) is the source of this 1886-nucleotide messenger RNA. RefSeq names its product RAB1B, member RAS oncogene family (gene RAB1B). The record is from RefSeq and is a predicted model, not a curated record. Lineage: Eukaryota; Metazoa; Chordata; Mammalia; Didelphimorphia; Didelphidae. The coding region runs from base 61 to 666 and encodes 201 amino acids. Gene Ontology annotation, molecular function: GTPase activity; GTP binding. The transcript has 6 exons.